CCGCGCUGUGGCAGCCCCUCGGCUCGCUCCGUCUGCCUACCCUUUCUAAACUUCGUUUGCUCUUACCUCUCCAGAUCCUGUCUGGGUCCUAGAGAGGAAGGGAUGUGUCGCGGGGAGUCAGGGCCGGAUGCCGCCGUAGCGGUGGCCCGGGCGGAUUGGGGCGGCCUCAACCUAACAGGGGCGUGGCUUAGGGGGCGUGGCCUCGGCGGGGCGGCCGCCUUUGGAGCUGCAAAGUUUGGCUGUGGCGGCAAAUGGGUUUGGGCGGCUCCUCGGCGGGUGGCGGUGGUGGCCUUAGCGGUUCCUCCUGGCCCUGUUAAUGUCAGGGCCAAGCCCGGGGAGGAUGGCGCCCUAGAGCCCGGCCUUGCUGGGGUAGGGGCGGGAGGGGGCCGGGGCGGGGACCGGCCAUGUCGGAGGUGACCCGGAGUCUGCUGCAGCGCUGGGGCGCCAGUCUUAGGAGAGGCGCCGACUUCGACUCUUGGGGCCAGCUGGUGGAGGCGAUAGACGAGUAUCAGAUAUUAGCAAGACACCUACAGAAGGAGGCCCAAGCUCAGCACAACAAUUCUGAGUUCACAGAAGAGCAGAAGAAAACCAUAGGCAAAAUCGCCACAUGUUUAGAAUUGCGAAGCGCAGCAUUGCAGUCCACACAGUCCCAAGAGGAAUUUAAACUGGAAGACCUGAAGAAGCUAGAACCAAUCCUGAAGAAUAUUCUUACAUACAAUAAAGAAUUCCCAUUUGAUGUUCAGCCUAUCCCAUUAAGACGGAUUUUAGCACCUGGUGAAGAAGAGAAUUUGGAAUUUGAAGAAGAUGAAGAAGGUGGUGCUGGGGCAGGACCUCCUGAUUCUUUCUCUGCUAGAGUUCCUGGCACUUUAUUGCCCCGGUUGCCGUCCGAACCAGGGAUGACGUUACUCACUAUCAGAAUUGAGAGAAUCGGACUGAAAGAUGCAGGGCAGUGCAUCGAUCCCUACAUUACAGUCAGCGUGAAGGAUUUGAAUGGCAUAGAUUUAACUCCUGUACAAGAUACUCCUGUGGCUUCAAGGAAAGAAGAUACAUAUGUUCAUUUUAAUGUGGACAUUGAGCUCCAGAAACAUGUUGAAAAAUUAACCAAAGGUGCGGCCAUCUUCUUUGAAUUCAAACAUUAUAAGCCUAAAAAGAGGUUUACCAGCACCAAGUGUUUUGCCUUCAUGGAGAUGGAUGAAAUUAAACCUGGGCCAAUUGUAAUAGAAUUAUACAAGAAACCCACUGACUUUAAAAGAAAAAAAUUACAAUUAUUGACCAAGAAACCACUUUAUCUUCAUCUACAUCAGACUUUGCACAAGGAAUGAAUGAUCCUGAUACAAAUAACCGGAACUUGUGUGAAUUUUACCACUCAGAAACUGUCACAGCUCUGUGUAGCAUAUCACUCUUCAACAGGCAGGAAAUGAGCCCUACCCAUGCCAUUUGGCCAGCAAGUCCAUUACAGAGCCGGACCCCAGAACUCAAGCGCUCAGCACAUCACUGACCUAUCAUCACUCCUUUGGGUACAGGUUUAGUGUAGAUCUUGGAACAUUUUUACUUUUAUUCAUUGUGCAAUUAAUUGUCUAUUUCUCAUUGCCACUGCUCCUGCCCUGCUUCCCGGACAGCACUGUUGUGGUAGGUGUGCUGAAUUUCAGACAGUGCAGCAAUAAGAAUGUGCUAGAGUUUCCAUUUCUGCUCACUUUGCUCCAAUGUGCUCUUCUGGCUGGAAUGUCACUCUCUGGGUUGAGGCGGGCAGAAUCGCUCUGUGAGGGACUGGACUCGUUACAGUGCCUAGGAAAGUAUCCGGGAGCGUAUAGGUACUCAUUAGACGUGGCCUAGCUGAUGCCAUAGAUCUCCUGCAUGGAAAGUGUGCCCUGACCAGAUGAGAAACCCACAUGGAAUGUUCCUCGGAUGACCAGAUUGUUUCCCUGAAGUGAGCACGUAGUCAGGUGGAUUAUCUGCUCUUCUCUGUCAUAUUCUUCCUGGUAGAGUCUAGGGUUAACGUUGGAACCGUCUCGGAAUAACUCCAGGUUUUUAAAUGUGUUUACAAUAUCCCUGAAAUGACAUCAUUAAGAAGAGUUGAGUCAGAUGUUAAGAUACUGCAGAUAACUGCUGCUUUCCUGACAACCAUUGUGAGACCUUAAGACCGCAUACCUCUCCUUAGUAUGCAAAAUCUGGAAAGAUAGUUUAUUGUUUUUAAUAUAGGUAGAUAGAAUCGCCAUUUAUUUCCUAUUUAGAUAUACAGUCCUUCAUUCCUUUUGAAAAUAUGCAGGUCAUUAGUUUAUUUUAAAUUGACUACUUACUUUUGAUGUAACGAGGCAUAAAUAAGACUUUCAUAGCACAUGAUGAAUAGUUGUUACACAGAACAUUAAGAUUUGUGAGGGGCUUUCUGUGGGUUGCACAUAGAACCCACAUAUUUUAAUAUUCACUUUUUAAUGAACAGUGCAUGAGGGACUGCACUGUCAGUCCUGGGCCUGUUUUUAAACAGUAUAACCUCAUCACACCAUUCAAUGUAUUUGCUCUUUCAAGUAAUCUCAAUGAAGAUGUUUUAAGCUUCCCCUUCAAGAGAUCUAGUCUUGACUUUCAGCACCCACUAGGUCACUGUUUACUAGAUGGAUGUUAAUAAAAAAUGGUAUUCAGCCUAAAAAAUCCGCAACCAAAUUAAUCUUGAUUGGAUUAAUUCCAAAUGCUGAAAUAAUUCCAUCUACAGUAGCUCUAGGAGAUGAAGAAUAUGCCUUAAAUUAACUCAUUGUCUGACUCUUAAGCUUUGGGUUGUGGAUCCCAAGACUGUAAGCUCCUCAAGGAGCAAGAGCCACAUCUCUGGUUCAUGUAAAGGUUCUAAGGUGCUUAGCAGUACUCUGAACCUGGGGAGUACUCAGUACCCUGGGCAGUACUCUGGACCUGGGGGGUAUUCAGUACCUGGGGAGUACUCUGUACCCUGGGCAGUGCUCUGUACCCAGUGGGUACCCAGUACUUGGGGAAUACUCAGUACCCUGGGGAGUACCCAAUACCUUCUGUCUGAUGUUGCUGACUAGGCCUAAAAAAUAAUCCCUUAAAACCUACCAUUAUUAAAAUGUAGCAAAGACUAUA
Messenger RNA from Onychomys torridus (southern grasshopper mouse), 3084 nucleotides. It is a transcript of the gene Aida, whose product is annotated as axin interactor, dorsalization associated. Gene Ontology annotation, cellular component: membrane. Gene Ontology annotation, biological process: determination of ventral identity. The record is from RefSeq and is a predicted model, not a curated record. Gene Ontology annotation, molecular function: phosphatidylinositol binding. Bases 405 to 1322 code for a protein of 305 amino acids. The transcript is spliced from 10 exons. NCBI's taxonomy places the organism in Eukaryota, Metazoa, Chordata, Mammalia, Rodentia, Cricetidae.